Messenger RNA from Schistocerca gregaria, 1389 nucleotides. Its product is annotated as astacin-like metalloendopeptidase. Gene Ontology annotation, molecular function: metalloendopeptidase activity; zinc ion binding. Bases 31 to 798 code for a protein of 255 amino acids. Lineage: Eukaryota; Metazoa; Arthropoda; Insecta; Orthoptera; Acrididae. The transcript has 5 exons. The record is from RefSeq and is a predicted model, not a curated record. Gene Ontology annotation, biological process: proteolysis.
ACAUUUCGGAUACUCUUGCUGUGUACAAAGAUGAUUGUCACCCUUUUAAUUGUAACAUUUCUGUAUUAUGUAGAAACCACUGAUUUUAGUAUUCUUCGAAACACAAAGGCUGCUACAAUAGGCACAAAUAGUUACCCAGAACUUGGAAAAUUUUACCAAGGAGACAUUAUAUUUCCUACUGGUUCCAGAAAUGCGCUUGCUAUACCUUCUUUGCUGUGGCCUAAAGGAAUAAUUCCUUAUAAGUUUGAUCCAAGUUACACAAAGAAGGAAGAAAAUAUGGUUACUGAAGCCAUGGAGAGUAUUGAAAACAAAACAUGUGUCAAGUUCACAAAGCAGGAGAAGCAGAAGCAAUAUAUUUUCUUGACAAAAAAGAGAGAUGGUUGUUAUUCAGUGGUUGGUUAUCGUGCAACAGCUCAAGCUCAUACAUUGAAUUUACAGUCCCCAGAGUGUUUUGACCAGAUGGGAACAAUUCAGCAUGAACUUCUACAUGUACUGGGUUUACUUCAUGAGCAAGCAAGACCUGACAGAGACGAUUUUGUGAAGAUUUACUGGGAAAAUAUGGAUAAGGCUUACCAUCCUGAUUUUAUAAAGGCUAAAGAACCUGAGUUUACAACUUUUGGGUUACCAUAUGACUACAGCAGCAUCAUGCAUUAUCCUCGUACUGCAUUUUCAAAGGAUGGAAAGUUACCAACAAUUGUUGCUAAGCAUAAUGAAGACUUGGAACUGGGACAACGAAAGGCCCCCACAGAUAUUGAUUUACAGAAGAUACGAAAACUGUACCACUGUACUGAAAAAUAGCACAUGAUACAUUUUCAAAACUACACUGCGCAAUAGAAUUAAAGGAUCACUUUUUAGAAACCCCGUAAUUGCCUCCCAUUGUGGUACAAAGGUCCCAUUGGCUCCAAGGCGCCUACAACUUUCCUCUGUAAUGAUGAUGCCCUCGGACGUGGCGACACUUCAAACAGCAAGGUACCGAUACACGCCACAGGCCAUGGCUCAGAAGUUCAUGUAAACUGUUACGUGAAUUAAUGAUGUCACAUUGGCGCAUUUCUCCACAAUUCUGGCCAAUGCCACCAUGGACACGCCACAUGGCAAGGUGGUCAUCACAGCCCCCUCUUACCCACAUUUCACCCCACCUUUUGAAUUCUCUGUGAUGGAGAUCAGAACCAUGAAAUCAAGCAUUGAAAUUAUGUGAUUUUCUUAUGAGUGGCGGCUCAGAAUCAAUGCAAAAAGGCCUCAGGGGGUGGCAUAAAUGUCAAUGAAACCACCCUUUCUCUGGGGCAUAGAUUCACACACAUUUUGCGGUCAAAAAUGAUGGUUCACAGUUCGAAUGAGCAACAGUUUCUGGACAAGCUUUGACACUGUUGACAUGCUCAGAUGUUUCAACUC